Molecule: messenger RNA, 1558 nt
Organism: Dinoponera quadriceps
Lineage: Eukaryota; Metazoa; Arthropoda; Insecta; Hymenoptera; Formicidae
Gene: U3-55K
Product: U3 small nucleolar RNA-interacting protein 2
Exons: 8
Coding region: 111-1502 (463 amino acids)
Cellular component (GO): small-subunit processome
Molecular function (GO): snoRNA binding; protein binding
Source: RefSeq, a predicted model, not a curated record
UUGUGUGUAUUCUGCAUCUAUUGAACACAAUCGCUUGUGCCAUGUGGUUUGACUGAUUAAGGAUUGCUAGUAAAACUCUGUAUUAAUUUCGUUUAUUUUUCAUUUUUAUCAUGUCGUUUUUUAUAAAAAAUAAUCGGGGAGGUGGAAGAGUAAAACGUAAGUUCAAUGGUGGUCCAUCUAUGUCGAAACAAUCAAAGAAAAUUGCAAAGAAGUCUAUACCUGAUGAUGAUGAAAGUAUCGCGAGUACAGAUGAAGAGUUUGCAGAAAAAAAUUUAAAAGAUAAAGCUAAAAGAUUUGAAAGCGAGAGUGAGGAAGAAGAAGAAACUGCACAAGAAAAACGUAUAAGACUUGCAAAAAAAUAUAUAGAAGCAAUUGAAAGAAAAGAAAAGGAUAGAGAAGAAUAUGAAGAAGGUGCAGUUUCACGGAGGCUACGUGAAGAAUAUUUAGAAGAGAAAGGUCGAUUAAGGAAAACUAUAGCAGCAAAUUAUGUUGGCCACAAAGAUCUUAUUUCAUUAAAAUGUAAACAGCAUAAAUUGCCUAUCACCUGUAUUUGUCUUUCAACUGAUGGAAGUGUAUUGUACUCAGGAGCUAAAGAUGGGAGUAUAGUUAAAUGGUCAUUAAAGACAAAUACUAAAUUAAUAGCCCUUAAAGGUAGAAAAGGGAAGACAGAAGUCACUUUAAGUUGUUACGUACAAUGUUUAGCAAUUAGCACAGAUGGAAAGUUUCUGGUUGUGGGAGACAAACGCUGUAAUGAUAUAAAAAUACUUUGUGGCGAUACUCUGAAACAUAUAAAAAAUCUACAAGGUCACAGAGGUUCAGUGUCUGGAUUAGUAUUCCGCAAAAACACUCACACUUUGUACUCCGCUUCCACCGAUAGGAGUGUAAAAGUUUGGAAUCUGGAUGAAAUGGCUUAUGUUGAAACUUUCUUUGGACAUCAAACUGGCAUCACGUCUAUCGACGCGCUUUCGCGAGAACGUGCUAUCACGAGCGGAGGUUUUGACAGUAGUAUUAGGAUAUGGAAAAUAGUCGAGGAGUCGCAGUUGAUAUUCCACGGACAUAACGAUAAUCCUAUCGACGAGGUUAAACUUAUUAAUGACGAAAAUUUCUUCAGCUGUAGCAACGAUGGACAACUCUGCGUCUGGAGUUCUUUGAAAAAGAAGCCAUUGUGCUUGGUAACGGAGGCACACGGAAAGGAUAAAACUAAUAACCAACCGCUGUGGAUUUCAAGUAUUGCGGCGUUAUUAAAUACAGAUUUAGUGGCAUCAGGCUCGCAAAAUGGCAGCAUUAAAUUGUGGCAGUGCGGGGAAGGAUUUAAAUCAUUAAAUCUGCUGUUCGAAGUUGAAGUGCCAGGUUUCAUAAACGCACUCGCUUUCACACCCGACGGAAAUCACCUUAUUGCCGGUAUCGGUAAGGAACACAAAAACGGUAGUUGGUGGCGAAUAGCAAGCGCGAAAAAUUGUAUUGUCGUUAUACCAUUAAUACAUAAUGAGAAAUAUAAAUAAUUGAGUUAAGAUCGUUAUGUAUAUAUAUUUUUUAAUAAAUAACAAAUAUACAAGAA